Molecule: messenger RNA, 599 nt
Organism: Onthophagus taurus
Lineage: Eukaryota; Metazoa; Arthropoda; Insecta; Coleoptera; Scarabaeidae
Source: RefSeq, a predicted model, not a curated record
UACAAAGUACCGCGGUUUGACGCCAUUUAUUUACUAAUUACUUUUAAAGUAAUGUCUUUAAAGUCAUCGUAUGAUACAUAUCUGAGAUGUGCUUAUCACCAAUGUCCUACAAAUACAUUGCCUCCGGAGCAACGUGGAAUUAUGUUCUGUUUUCCAAGAAUGGACGGACUUUGGAGGCAAUGGCUUGAAAUUUUGGACCGGCGUGAAUUUUUUGAACUAACAUAUAAGCAAUUGCUUAACAAAAAAAUAAGAGUAUGUGCCCGUCAUUUCAAUGACAAACAAUUUCAAACAAUUAAAAAAGAAAAGUUGUUAAGAAACCAAUUGCCACAUGUUGUUAGAUUUGAUGAUACAUUAACAUCACCAGAGCAAUUGGCUUCAACAUCUGGACAGAUGCCUGAUGUAGAGGUACCUACUUCACACCCAUGUGGUGUAAAGAGAAAAAAUAAUGGUAAAUAAUAUUUUAUUUCAAACGAUUUACUUUAAGUUUGUGAGACUGAAACGAUUUUAAAUGUAUAAAUAAAUGUAUUUUUUUUAAAUUUGUGUAUGGAAUUGAUAUUAUAAUGUUGUGUUCCAAUUAUUAAAUAAAAAUCUAACAUAAC